Molecule: messenger RNA, 486 nt
Organism: Helobdella robusta
Lineage: Eukaryota; Metazoa; Annelida; Clitellata; Rhynchobdellida; Glossiphoniidae
Exons: 4
Biological process (GO): signal transduction
Molecular function (GO): GTPase activator activity
Source: RefSeq, a predicted model, not a curated record
AGAGUAAAGUUUGGCUUGCCAUUAUCUGAAGCAUUCAAGGACAAUGUGAUACCUGUCCAGUUGCUAGAUAUGCUGAUCUACAUAGCACGAGAUGGGGUGACAACGACUGACCUGUUCAGAAGGCCUGGCAACCCCACAGAUACGAAGAACAUCUUGAAGAAGAUGGCAGAUGGCAGGGAUGUUGAGUAUUCCAAUUAUAACUUUUAUACUCUGGCUUCUGUUAUCAAAAAAUUUCUGCUGAAGAUUCCUGGUGGAAUAUUUGGUAUAGAAGCUGAGAACCAACUGUUGCAAGUUUUGAACAUCAAUGAAAAGCUGUUACAGUUUGAUGCUAUUAACAAGAUCAUACGGUCCCUGCCAGAAUGCACCCAGCAUCUCAUCUCCCUCUUGUUCGGUACGUGGUUUCGUAUGGCUCAUCAUUCAGAUCACAACAGCAUGUCUAGUGAGUCUGUAGCGAAAAGUGUAGCAGGGAGUUUGUUUCACACGUGU